Molecule: messenger RNA, 2168 nt
Organism: Pteropus alecto (black flying fox)
Lineage: Eukaryota; Metazoa; Chordata; Mammalia; Chiroptera; Pteropodidae
Gene: SORD
Product: sorbitol dehydrogenase
Exons: 9
Coding region: 111-1181 (356 amino acids)
Biological process (GO): D-sorbitol catabolic process
Molecular function (GO): L-iditol 2-dehydrogenase (NAD+) activity; zinc ion binding
Source: RefSeq, a predicted model, not a curated record
CCUAGCCCAAGCUGGGCCUCCAGUCUUUAACUCUGCUCCUUCGGAGGGGAAGCCACCAGACCACCACACGUCUUGCAGACUGCAGCUUCUUCCCGGGAACGAAGCGUGACAUGGCGGCGGCCAAGCCCGAGAACCUCUCCCUGGUGGUACACGGACCCGGGGACCUGCGCCUGGAGAACUAUCCUAUCCCUGAACCAGGCCCAAACGAGGUGCUGCUGAAGAUGCAUUCCGUUGGAAUCUGCGGCUCAGAUGUCCACUACUGGCAGCAUGGUCGAAUUGGGGAUUUUGUUGUAAAAAAGCCAAUGGUGCUGGGCCAUGAAGCUUCAGGAACAGUCAUAAAAGUGGGAUCGUUGGUAAAGCACUUAAAACCAGGUGAUCGUGUGGCUAUCGAGCCUGGUGCUCCCCGAGAAACGGAUGAAUUCUGCAAGAUCGGCCGAUACAACCUGUCACCGUCCAUCUUCUUUUGUGCCACGCCCCCUGAUGAUGGGAACCUCUGCCGGUUCUAUAAGCAUAACGCCAACUUCUGCUACAAGCUUCCUGACAAUGUCACCUUUGAGGAAGGGGCCCUGAUCGAGCCAUUGUCUGUGGGGAUCCAUGCUUGCCAGCGAGCUGGAAUCACGCUGGGGAACAAAGUCUUCGUGUGUGGAGCUGGGCCAAUUGGACUGGUCACUUUGCUUGUGGCCAAGGCAAUGGGCGCAGCUCAAGUGGUGGUGACCGAUCUGUCUGCUUCUCGGUUGUCUAAAGCCAAGGAAGUUGGGGCCAAUUUCGUCCUCCAGAUCUCCAAGGAGAGCCCUCAGGAAGUUGCCCGUAAAGUGGAAAGUCUCCUGGGUAGUAAGCCAGAGGUCACCAUUGAGUGCACAGGGGCAGAGUCUGCCAUCCAGGCCGGCAUCUACGCCACUCGUUCUGGUGGGACCCUGGUGCUUGUGGGACUGGGUUCUGAGAUGACCAAUGUGCCCCUAGUGGACGCAGCCACCCGGGAAGUGGAUAUCAAGGGAGUGUUUCGAUAUUGCAACACGUGGCCGGUGGCGAUUUCAAUGCUUGAGUCCAAGUCCGUGAAUGUAAAGUCCUUAGUGACCCAUAGAUUUCCUCUGGAGAAAGCUCUGGAAGCCUUCGAAGCAUCCAGAAAGGGAUUGGGGUUGAAAGUCAUGAUCAAGUGCGACCCCAGUGACCAGAAUCCCUGAUGUUAAUUGGGCUCUGCCCUCAUCCCCACCCUCUUAGCAUCUCAGAGCUAAAGGGCUGGACUUUGAUGCAGAAGUUUCUUUUAAAUAGUGAGAAUAAUUAAAGCAAUUCAUUAUAAGCAAAGAGCCUUACACAGAGGAGUUGGUGUGCCUUAAAACUUUACAAGCAGGGAUAUUUUGGGGGAACUUCUAGCCCGAAUGACGUGUUCAUGUGGAGCAAAGUUCAGCAAGUAGAGCGGAGCUUUGCAGGCAGGUGCUGGGAGCUCACUUCUUCCUGGAGUGCCUUAGUUGAGUAAGGGAAGAAAUAUGUCCCUUGGGUUCCUGGUUCCACUGUGACUGGCCAGUUGGGGGUUGGGGACUGAGCUGUGAAGAGACAACUUUAACAAGUGUUAACUGGCCUGGAAGCUGUUUUAAAGCACAGUGUUUCUAGACAUUGAUGUUAUUUGGUAUGAUGACAAAAGGAGAAUAAGAGACUGAUCUUCCUAGGUCUAGGGUGGUUUUAAAAUUAACCGAAAUCCCACAUGAGGUCAAACCAGCUUGCAUUCCCCAAGUGUAGAAGUAGUCAGGGAACUUCUCAAUACUGCUUGAAGAUUGCCUCUUUUUCAGCCCCUGAGGAUUCUGUGUAAUUUACUUUACAAGGUGAAGAACUGCCUUCCUAACGCUCCCCACCCACCACCCUUCUGCUGUCCAGGGGCAGCCAGCGAAGACUCCUUUGUCACCUACCUAAGGAGAGUCAUGAGCAUUACUCAUGGGUGACCUUAAAACGCACCUCUGAUUUAGCCCAGGAGGUUUUGGUCAGUGCACCUGUCUUCAUUUCACAAGGAUACCAUCCUUUUCUAGGCUCAAACUCACUCAUGAUUAUUAUGAAAUUCCAUGUAAUGCUGGUAAUUAUAAAUGGAAAACCUUUCCCUUUCUCAUAGCCAGUUAAAACUUUUGGUGUCUUUUUCUGUUUGAAUGAUAUCUCUGGCCUUAUUAAAAUUGUGACCUUAA